AUAGGCCAUGUGCAGUCCCAGCUCAGCAGCCUGUCUGUACCACACCGCUGUCCUCAAACGUCCAGGCGUUAUAUCAUUCCGUCUUGCAGACUCGUAGCAGCCGCAAGCUUUCACCUCAAAAAUGUUUCGUUUACCCACAGUCAUGAAGCAGGUGAGGCCUGUGUGCCGGGCGCUGGCUCCUCACCUAACACGUGCGUACGCAAAGGAUGUGAAGUUUGGCGCUGAUGCCCGGGCGCUGAUGCUGCAGGGAGUCGACCUGCUGGCUGACGCUGUAGCUGUCACGAUGGGCCCGAAGGGCCGCACAGUCAUCAUCGAGCAGAGCUGGGGCAGCCCAAAGGUCACCAAGGACGGCGUGACGGUAGCCAAGAGCAUCGACCUGAAGGACAAGUACAAGAACAUCGGUGCCAAGCUGGUGCAGGAUGUGGCUAACAACACCAAUGAGGAGGCCGGAGACGGCACCACCACCGCCACAGUGCUCGCCAGGGCCAUCGCCAAGGAGGGCUUUGACACCAUCAGCAAGGGCGCCAACCCCGUGGAGAUCCGCCGUGGUGUCAUGACGGCCGUUGAAUGUGUUAUUAAUGAACUGAAGGAGCUCUCCAAGCCUGUCACUACACCGGAAGAGAUUGCACAGGUCGCUACAAUCUCAGCCAAUGGAGACGUGGAGAUCGGUAACAUCAUUUCCAAUGCCAUGAAGAAAGUUGGCCGCAAAGGUGUCAUCACAGUCAAGGACGGGAAAACUCUCCACGACGAGCUGGAGAUCAUCGAGGGCAUGAAGUUUGACCGAGGUUACAUCUCCCCAUAUUUCAUCAACACUGCCAAAGGUCAGAAGUGUGAGUUCCAGGACGCCUACCUGCUGCUGAGUGAGAAGAAGAUCUCCAGUGUUCAGAGCAUCGUACCAGCUCUGGAGAUCGCCAACCAGCACCGCAAACCGCUGGUCAUUGUGGCUGAAGAUGUGGAUGGAGAGGCACUCAGCACGCUCGUCCUCAACAGGCUGAAGGUGGGUCUGCAGGUCGUGGCUGUUAAAGCACCGGGCUUUGGAGACAACAGGAAGAACCAGCUGAGGGAUAUGGCCGUUGCCACUGGGGGCACUGUGUUUGGAGACGAGUCUCUUGGUCUUGCUCUGGAGGACAUCCAAGCUCACGACUUUGGUAGAAUUGGCGAGGUGCAGAUCACCAAAGACGACACUCUGCUGCUGAAGGGAGGAGGAAACCCCGCUGACGUCGAGAAACGUGCUGCAGAGAUCGCCGAGCAGCUGGAGAGCACAACCAGCGACUACGAGAAGGAGAAACUCAACGAGAGGCUCGCCAAGCUGUCGGACGGAGUAGCUGUACUCAAGAUUGGAGGAACGAGUGAUGUAGAGGUGAACGAGAAGAAGGACAGAGUGACAGACGCGCUGAACGCCACACGAGCAGCUGUGGAGGAGGGAAUUGUACCCGGAGGGGGCUGUGCUCUGCUGCGCUGCAUCCCGGCACUCGAUGGCAUCAAAGCAGCAAACUCGGACCAGAAAAUUGGUGUGGACAUUAUCAGACGGGCACUCAGGAUUCCAGCCAUGACGAUCGCUAAAAAUGCCGGCGUGGAGGGUUCUCUGGUGGUGGAGAAGAUCCUUCAGGGAUCAGCUGAGCUUGGCUACGACGCCAUGCAGGGAGAGUACGUCAACAUGGUGGAGAAGGGCAUCAUCGACCCUACCAAGGUGGUGAGGACUGCCCUCCUGGACGCUGCUGGAGUUGCCUCCCUGCUCUCUACUGCAGAGGCCGUUGUCACAGAGAUCCCUAAAGAGGAGAAGGAGAUGCCCGCAGGUGGCAUGGGAGGAAUGGGCGGUAUGGGUGGAAUGGGAGGAAUGGGCUUCUAAACGGAUUGCCGUGACUUGCUGUACAGACUCAAAGGCAGGAGGAGGGUGGUGGCUGAUGAGGGACAAAAAAAACCUCCAAAAAAGCCGCACCCGCCUCCAGCAAACUUCGGCCACACUGACUGAUGAAGGUGACGGAGCUGAAAACGGUCGGCCUCCCUCUCCCCUCCCCCCUCUCUUCUUCUGUUUGUGGAGGAAUAAACUCUAAUCCAUUGUUCGUCUGCACAAAACCGCCGUUAGAGAAGAAGAAACUAACAUAGCAAACACACAAUGAUGAAGCUCUGUAUUACAGCAGAGUGUGAUGAGAAAACAUAGCCAGGAUUGUCUGUUCUUUAUUUUUGUCAUGUUAAUUCUUGUUUUUUUAUAUAUUUUUUUUUUCUCUCAGAUAAAAUAAUGUGAGGUUAAAUCUGUCAUUUGAUUUAAUUAAAUAAGUUUUCUUACAGAA
Cheilinus undulatus (humphead wrasse) is the source of this 2291-nucleotide messenger RNA. RefSeq names its product heat shock 60 protein 1 (gene hspd1). Gene Ontology annotation, biological process: positive regulation of interleukin-6 production; mitochondrial unfolded protein response; positive regulation of type II interferon production. Gene Ontology annotation, cellular component: mitochondrial inner membrane; mitochondrial matrix. The record is from RefSeq and is a predicted model, not a curated record. The coding region runs from base 122 to 1849 and encodes 575 amino acids. NCBI's taxonomy places the organism in Eukaryota, Metazoa, Chordata, Actinopteri, Labriformes, Labridae. Gene Ontology annotation, molecular function: ATP binding; protein-folding chaperone binding; ATP-dependent protein folding chaperone. The transcript has 11 exons.